Messenger RNA from Thrips palmi, 1484 nucleotides. Its product is annotated as retinoid-inducible serine carboxypeptidase-like. NCBI's taxonomy places the organism in Eukaryota, Metazoa, Arthropoda, Insecta, Thysanoptera, Thripidae. The transcript is spliced from 9 exons. The record is from RefSeq and is a predicted model, not a curated record. Gene Ontology annotation, molecular function: serine-type carboxypeptidase activity. Gene Ontology annotation, biological process: proteolysis. Bases 485 to 1363 code for a protein of 292 amino acids.
AGCUCGCGCACUGCCACACUGAUAGUCGAGAACAGCUGACUAUUUGGACGAGCCAGUACGAGCCGUCGGCUAAAGCCGGUAGGAUGGGGUCGGUGGCACCGCUGCUGCUGCUCUGGCUGGCCGCGUGGGUGGUGACCGAAGGCCGGCAGGGCUUCGGCGGAGGCGGCCAGGAGUACGGCUACGUGGAGGUCCGCCCCGGCGCGCACCUCUUCUACUGGCUGUACUACGCGCAGGGCGGCGACGCACCGGCCGGACGGCCCCUCGUCGUGUGGCUGGAGGGCGGCCCGGGGGCCUCGGCCACCUCCUACGGCAGCAUCGGCAAGCUGGGGCCGCUCGACCCCGCGGCGCAGCCCCGCAACACCUCCUGGGUCGACCACGUGAACCUCAUGUUCGUGACAGCCCCGUGGGGACGGGGUACAGCUACGUGGACCAGGCGUCCGCCCUGGCGCGCUCCAACCGCCAGACGGCCGACGACCUGGUGGAGAUGACGCGCCGCUUCCUGGAGCAGUACCCCCAUUUCCAGGGCGUCCCCUGGUACAUUUUCGGCGAGUCUUACGGCGGCAAGGUGGCUGCCGAGUUCGCACUGCGUCUCUGCGAGGAAAUAGAGGCCGGGCGUCUGUCCGCCAACUUUAAGGGGGUCGUCAUGGGCGACUCGUGGCUGUCCGGCGUGGCCCACGUCGACUCCUGGGCACCCUACCUGUUCCAAAUGGGUAUGGUCGACUCCCGCGACCGCGACCAGCUUGCCGAGGCGGCCGCCAGAGUGCGCGCGGCGGCGGAGGCGGCGCAGUGGCAAUACGCCACGACUCUGUGGUCCGCGGCGUGGCAGCUCAUGACCACCCUCACAGAGGGCGUCAACAUCUACGACGUGCUGGCGCCCAUCAAGUCCGAGGGCGGCAAGGGCGGCAAGCCCGUCGUGCCCUGCGGCUCCUUCGAGAUGAUGAACGGCGACGUGAAGCGCGCCCUGGCCGUCCCGGACGCCGUCACGCACCUCAACGACAACAGCGCCGUGUUCUCCGCGCAGUACGCCGAGUUCGUGCAGCCCGCCACCGGCACAGUCGAGCAGCUGCUGCGGAGGACCAACUUGAGCGUCACGGUGUACGCCGGCCAGCGCGACGUGUUCACCAAUAUACCAGGCACUAUGGCGUGGGUGGAAAGCCUCCGCUGGCCGCUGGCCGACACAUUUCGCGCCGCGCCCAAGACCCGGCUGUCCGUCGACGGCGAGGUGGCGGGCUCGGUGAAGCAGGCCGGCACGCUGACCGCGAUCCGGGUGUACCGCUCCGGCCACGUGAUCGCCCUCGACUAUCCGGCCGCCGCCCUGGCGAUUCUCCGACUUGUGACCCAGUGCGACGACCCGGCAGCCUAGUGCAGCGGUUCUCAAUCUUUCUCGGCUCGCGACCCCAAAUUUGUAGCCAAAAAUUUCCGCGACCCCCAGGAAAAGUUUCGCGACCCCACGGGACCCCUCCUUUAGCAUGCCACUGCGUCUG